CGAAUACGGUGGUGAAACAGUUGCGGGGUGAGGACGUGGAUUGGUUUGUAAGGAUGCUGAACCUGAACUCCUCCAUUAGCUCCGGCAGCUGCAGGGAUCGGGCGGAGUGGGAGCCGAGCUGAGGUAAGCGCACCCGGCACUCCAAAGCCACUAUUUACUCCCGGCCUCUGCUUCCGCCACACCGCCACGCCGCGCCGCGCCACGCACUCCAAAGACCCGCGCGGAUAAAAGCCCCGGCACCCCCCGUCCCGGGUCUAGCGGUGAAACCCAUCGUCCCGCUCCCGCACCCUCGCUCGCCGUCAUGUCCUCCUCCGCCUCGUCCCUCCAGGCGCCUCCAGCCGGCGCGAUCGGCGGCACCUCCGCCUACUCCGCGUCCGCGUCGUUCCUGCCCUCGUUCAUGAUCAUCGCCGCGCUGCUCGCCUUCGUCUUCCUCGCCUCCGUCUCCAUCCACCUCCUGCUCCGCUUCCUCUCAGCAGUACGCACCUCCUCCUCCUCCUCGCCGUCGGGGCCGCCGCUCCCCCGGACACACAGCGACGGCGAGGCGGGCUCGGAGUCCGCGGGGAGCGCGGUGGAUUAUUCUUAUUCCGCGGAGAGACCCGCGGCGGCCGCGGCCGAGGGCGGGAAGAAGGAGGAGGCGCCGGGCGACGAGAAGCAGCGGCUGAUCGACUCGCUGCCGCUGUUCACCAUGGCCUCGGCGCUGGCGGCGCUGCCCAAGAGCUCCCCCGACUGCGCCGUCUGCCUGUCGCCGUUCACCCCCGACGCCGAGCUGCGGCUGCUCCCCGCGUGCCGCCACGCGUUCCACGCCGCCUGCGUCGACGCCUGGCUCCGCACCACGCCGUCCUGCCCGCUCUGCCGCGCCGCCGUCGCGCCCCCGCACCCCUCGCUCGCCGCCGCCAUGCGCGCCGCCGCGCGGCAGCCGCAGAUGAGCAGGGGCCGGUCGGGGCCGAGCUUCCUCGUGGAGAUCGGCACCGUUAGCAGCCGCGGCGGCGGCGGCGAGAGGAACAGCCGCACCUACUCGCUCGGCUCCUUCGACUACCAGAUCGACGAGGAGGUGGAGGCCGUGGUGUCCCGCGUCGCGCGCAUCAUCGCCGCAAGAGAAUCGAGCGCCGUCAAGGAGGAUAAGCCCCCAGCCGAGGAGGGGCCGGCGCCUGCGACGGCCGCGGCGCCGGUGCCCUCGCCUCCCGGCGAAGCGGUGGCCGAGGCGGCGGGGUCCUCCCGCGGGUGGCUGCGGGAGUACUUGGACCGGCUGGCAUCGUCGACCUGCACGUUCUCGGAGCGGUGGAGCUCGCGGUGGAGCCAGGGGGGCCAGCAGCGGCAGGAGGAGCCGUGGCUGUGGGACGCGGAGGCCGCGGGGAUGUCGGCGCCGCCGGGGUCGGACGACGACGAGGAGGAGACGGCGUUCAUGGUCAUGUACCGCUGGAUCGCCGGGGUGUAAGCGUGAUCGGAAAAACUUACCAGGGGCUUCCGUGUCAAGUUAGCGUUCAGGUUCAGGUGCAGGCUGAGGUGAGGCGAUCCAAAUGUUUUGGAAGCUCCCGUUGACUGUAGACUGGUGCAUGGUGUAAGCGUCAGCGGCAGCAGUGUGUGUAUCAGCAUUUGCACAUAGUUCAUGGGUCCUCGGAGUUCGCAUUUUGGAAAGCGAGGAGAUGAUAGCGUGCAUGCACAACUGUUCCUACUAGUGAAUCUGUGAUUUUGCCUGUUGCA
Panicum virgatum (switchgrass) is the source of this 1701-nucleotide messenger RNA. Its product is annotated as E3 ubiquitin-protein ligase ATL4-like. The record is from RefSeq and is a predicted model, not a curated record. NCBI's taxonomy places the organism in Eukaryota, Viridiplantae, Streptophyta, Magnoliopsida, Poales, Poaceae. The transcript has a single exon. The coding region runs from base 302 to 1435 and encodes 377 amino acids.